ACUUGACCCUUGACGCUGGCCUAAGUGUUCGUGUCGGUGGGUAAAUCGCAAGCAUUCCGCGGGAUCGGCAGUCCCGCGUCAAUCAUCGCGCGCUUAAUUAUACUUACUUGGUAUAUUGGCCGAAUUCCGUUGUUUAGCAGUCGUCGAUCACGUGCAUCCGCAUAUAUAUGAUCGCAUUCCCCCGCGUUACGCGAAACUUGCGAUAUCCAACGGCGCGUCCUUCUAUACGUUUCGACGUAGACGAUAAAUCCUUCUCUUUAUUUUCUUCUUUAUUUUCCCUCUUUAUUUUUCUUCUUAAUUUUUUUCCGUCUCGCCGAGAUACGGAAUUUUUUUCGAUUGUUCCAUCAAACUGAUGUGUGUCAGCGUUUAUGCGAUAAUCUCAGUCAAGAAGACGGAUUGAGACCAUGCACGUGGAAAAUGCGCUCGCGAUUGCCACAGGUUCACGCGCGAGGGUGAGGCAGCGCGAUUAGAAAAUUCCGCGAUUAUUCGCAGGAAAGAGAUAAUCGUGGCAGAAGUUUUCGCAUUUUCACAAAGAAGCUACGGUGCACAUGCAGUCGACGGGAAUUCGCCGUUAAAAACAGAGUUUCAAAUUUUCUUCUACAUCGAAAUCUGGUUGAAGCUGACCAACACUUUGCACCGCCGAGUCGAUUAAAUCUUACACGAGCAACACUCGAUUGGAAAAUUAUAAUUAUUAAAAAUUAUAAAUUGCGGUUUACAAUUUGAAAGGGAACGAAGUGGAUAAAGAAGUGCCAAGAAUAAGUUCAUAUAUCGAAGCUGCGAAAUUGCACCGAAUGAUUGACAAUUUGAUCUUCAACGAUAUGGGGAACGUAAUGCAAUUAGCCGAGGCCGAGGACGAGGAGAGCCUCAAGUGCAAUGGCACGAUUCACGCGGAACUGCCAAUCGAAUUGCGUUUCAAUGACGGCCACUUGGUGGCGAUCAUCACUUACAGCAUCCUAAUGGUGAUAUCGGCCAUUGGAAAUAUUUCCGUGCUGACCAUAAUAAAAAAACGAAAGUCCAAGUCCCGGAUACAGAAUCUCGUAAUGCACUUGUCGAUCGCUGACCUCUUCGUGACAUUCCUGAUGAUGCCAUUCGAAAUCGGAUGGGCGAGCACGGUAUCCUGGGAGGCAGGAGACGCGAUGUGUCGCAUAAUGGCUUUCUUUAGGACAUUCGGCCUGUAUCUUUCAUCCUUUGUAAUAAUCUGCAUAAGUAUAGACAGAUAUUACGCCGUGAUGCGACCCCUCCAAAUACUAGAUAUUCACAGGAGAGGGAAGAUAUUGCUGAUGCUUGCGUGGAUUGGUUCUGUACUUUGUUCCAUGCCACAGAUGUUGGUGUUCCAUCUUGAAACGCAUCCAAAUUACACUUGUUAUACCCAAUGCAUAACGUUCAAUAUCUUCCCAUCGUACGUGCACGAAGUUUCCUACAGUUUGUUCGGUAUGGUAGUGAUGUAUUGGUGCCCCCUGAUUGUAAUAUUCUAUACUUAUACCAGUAUUUUCAUGGAGAUCUGCCGUAGAUCCAGGGAGAGGAGUGAAGACAGAAUACGUCGCUCCUCGUGCAGUUUUCUAAGCCGAGCGCGAGUACGCACCUUAAAAAUGACGAUAACCAUUAUCGCUGUCUUCAUUAUCUGUUGGAGUCCUUACUACGUGAUGAGUGUUUGGUAUUGGAUUGAUCGAUCAUCAGCCCUCAAAGUCGACGAACGCAUUCAGAGAGCUCUUUUCUUUUUCGCGUGCACCAACUCCAGUAUGAAUCCCAUCAUCUACGGUAUCUUCAAUAUUCGUCAAAGAAAUAAAGCACAGCUUCAAUCCCAUCCUCUUCUGAAGCUCGUCAACACAACUGUGGAACUUCCUGUUGUCGCAUACGCCAGAGAUUCCAUUUUCACCAUUUUCGUAAUAACAUUGCCGAUUUUUUUUAACCCUCCAACUUCAUAUAACAGACGUUCAUCGCAUGAUCGUAAUGGUAAUUUGUUAUCUCGAUAAUUAGAUAUUUUUCUCUACUAAUUGAUAAGUAAAUCCCCACCUCACAUCUUGCAUCCGCAUGUUUACAUGCGCGUUUAAUAGAAGAGUAAUCAUUGAUGCUUUCUUGAAGAAAUGAAGAAAGCAAUUACAAAAAACAACGAAUGUUCGAACCAGACGCAAAGACGUUUAAGAAAAACAUUCAAACUUUAGGACGGUCGAUUAGACGAGAUUUAGGACUUCG
This is a messenger RNA of Trachymyrmex cornetzi, 2193 nucleotides long. RefSeq names its product Adipokinetic hormone receptor. NCBI's taxonomy places the organism in Eukaryota, Metazoa, Arthropoda, Insecta, Hymenoptera, Formicidae. The coding region runs from base 792 to 1973 and encodes 393 amino acids. The transcript is spliced from 8 exons. Gene Ontology annotation, cellular component: plasma membrane. Gene Ontology annotation, molecular function: adipokinetic hormone receptor activity; peptide binding; G protein-coupled receptor activity. Gene Ontology annotation, biological process: G protein-coupled receptor signaling pathway; cellular response to hormone stimulus. The record is from RefSeq and is a predicted model, not a curated record.